AUGUCUAGCCAGAGGUCAAGAUCAAGGCAAUCAGUAGGAGUUAGUUCCAGAAACAUAAGUGAUGAUCAAAUUAAUGAACUUGUUUCCAAGUUGCAACAACUUCUUCCUGAGAGUCGUAACACCAGCAGGCGAUCCGACAAGGUUUCAGCAGCGAAGGUGUUACAGGAGACCUGCAACUACAUAAGAAGUUUACACAGAGAAGCCGAUGAUCUAAGUGAACGCUUGUCUGAACUACUGGCAACAACUGACACUGCCCAAGCUGCUCUUAUUAGGAAUCUCCUUAUGCAAUAG
This is a messenger RNA of Tripterygium wilfordii, 291 nucleotides long. RefSeq names its product transcription factor PRE3-like. The record is from RefSeq and is a predicted model, not a curated record. Gene Ontology annotation, molecular function: protein dimerization activity. The transcript has 2 exons. Bases 1 to 291 code for a protein of 96 amino acids. NCBI's taxonomy places the organism in Eukaryota, Viridiplantae, Streptophyta, Magnoliopsida, Celastrales, Celastraceae. Gene Ontology annotation, biological process: regulation of growth; regulation of DNA-templated transcription.